GGUAGCAGCAGCAGCAGCAGUAGAAGUAGUAUCAGUGUUAAGGCAGCAGUAGCAGUUCGAGUUUUCGUCGGGUGGUGUUGGUAGGGCUGCCCCAGGUCGAGAGACGAAACAACUGCCGGCGGUUGUUUUCGUCGGCUGGCGGCGAAACAACAAACACAAAAAUAUCAUAUAUAUAUAUAUAAAUAAAUAUAUGUGUAUGUAUAUGUAUAUGUAUAUAUAAAUAUUAUUAUAUUUGUAAUAAAGGAGAACAAACAAAAUAACAAAACAAAACUAUGCUGAGCCAAGACGACGUGCGAAAGAUGCGCGAUAAUCGGCAUUUGCUGAUCCACACGGAUUACCAGGGACCUCACAAUUGGCGACAGUACCUCAGACACGUUCGAUCUCUGUCACCGACCGUCGCAGCGGCUUCGUCCGCGGCCGACCAUGGCGACACCCAGACGCGAUCUACUGUUGAUAAUACCACCACAACCACCACCAACACCACCACUACUACCAUCACCAAGAAUAACAAUAACAAGAUCAAUACAGACAGGUCUCAUAGAGAAUCAAAAAAGCACUCUCGAGAAGAGAAACAAACAGAAACCACAGCUACUGACAAACCCAGAAACACCAUUCCGCCUUGGAAAAAAGAUCUUAUUGAGAAAAAGAAGAAGAAACCUUUUAACCCAGUUAAUGGAGUUAGUGAAGUAUUCAGACGCAGGGCCCAAAUGGCCAAAGAGUCCCCUUUCACACAACAGGUCGUUAACACUGGACCUCUCUCACAUGGACCUUCAACUCUCUAUCGACGAAGAUUUUCACCAUCCAACUCAUUUCGAACGCAACAAACGUCUGGUGUAUAUGCCUAUCGCCGUCUCCUUUCGCAGAACAUCUCUGCAUAUCUGACUAGCAACAGUGAGCUGACACGGAAGAGAAUCGAAAAAGUACAACGAGCUCGACUAUAUCUCCUGCAACUUACAGGUCCCAAUUCCUUUCUGAUUGGUGGAGAUUCACCUAUACACAAGUUUAAAGUUAUCAUUGGACCACAGACAUGCAGUUGUGGUCGCAGCCCUCAUUGUGUCCAUGUUCUUUUUGUCAUGUUACGUGUGUUUAAAGUGAAAGAGACCGAUCCAUGUUUAUGGAGCCAGACUUUGAAAAAUUAUGAAGUGGAGAACCUGUUUCGAAUGUACAACGACCGCCGGGAAUUGUUACUUGUCAACAAGGGAAGUUCUAAAAACAUACAGAAAAAGCAGUUGGAAGAGAAACCAGAAAACUCUCCUGAAAAAAUCUCCAUUCGUGCCGAGAGCGACACUGGCUCCAAAGAUGAUGAAGACACCUGUCCUAUCUGUCUGUUGGAGAUGCUGGAAGGUGAAAGUUUAGUUCGAUGUAUGAAUGGCUGCCACAACCGUCUGCACCAUCAUUGUAUCACUGUCUGGUUUGAAGAAUGUCAUAACCAGAGUCCUCUCAUUUGUCCAAUAUGUCGAACAAAAUGGAAAAGCAAAAUUGAAGAGAAUGAAACAGGCAUCAGCCAAGGAGAAGUUUCUUCACCAUUGAUUCCAGAUGACUUAAGACUUCCGUAUGCUGAACCAGUUCCUGUAGAAUACAGAGACACAGCUCGACCUUGGAUCCAGGUUCUGGGUGAGGACCUCGUGUGCUGUCUAUUUUCACGGAACUGGUCAAUUCGAGAGGCUGCGUUGAAGUAUCUGAGUCGUGAGAUGGUCUCCACGUUGCUGAGAGGUUCUGGAGAAGGUCGCAGUGGUGCGAUGAUAUCUUCGAGUCAACAAACUGCCACCCAUCAGAUGCUGGAGUGUUGUUGCAGCGUGCUUGCAUUCAUGUGUGCAGACCCUGUCUACAGAGUCUUCAUUUCAUGUCUUCGCACUCUCCGAGCGUUGCUGUCGUACACACCAUGCCGAGACAAACAACAGAGGAAACGGUUACAGAUCAUCUUAAAACCUGUUAUUGAAGCCAUCAUUAUUAAAUGUACAGAUGGAAACAAACGUACCAGCCAGCUGUCACUGUCCACUAUGGUUGAACUGACCAAAGGUCAAGAUGGCGAACUGGCUGUUGGACGUGAGAUUGUCUCUCCUGGCUCUGGUGGUCUUGGAGGAUUGGCUUACAUCCUGAAACUCGUGCUCCAGGAAUAUCAAGUGAAAACUGUGAGAUGGCAGUGGUUGUUGGGGCGGCUGUAUGUCUUGGACAGAUUACUAGAGGAGUUCCCUGGGGAGUUUAUACGUGACCCAGAACCAGACCCAGAUGCUUCUGAAGAAGAACUGAACUCUUCACCUUUACCUCAGCCACAUACUCCUGAGACUUCUUCUUCUUCUGCUGCCACUACUACUACUACUACUACUUCUUCUUCUUCUUCUUCAUCAUCUCCUCCUCCUACAUCCUCUUCUUCGUGUCCUCCUUCUUCUUCUUCCUCACAAAAUGAAUUCUGUCGGAUUGUUAUUGUUGCCAGGUUUGCAACGUAUGCCGUUGGUAAUGCACAUUCCAGAAUAGCAAAAAUUGCACGUCGUAUCUUCUUCAUUUGUGUGAAAUUCAGCGCAGGGCAGGAUGAGAUUGUGAUACAGCUGGACAAUUUACUCGUCACUGCCGUGGACCCUAAGCUGAUGCGACCAAUGCGCAAAAAGCUGUCACACAUGGUCGACAAAAUCAAACAAACUGAGGAGACUGCUAAUAAGGUGUGGCAUGAUUCUGAGAGCAGUCAAGGUACCAGCUGUGUCGGUACAUCAGCCACAGCAUCACCCAAUGAAACCCCACUCUCUACACCCCCAGACUCUCCGUUCCCUCUCCCUACAACACUAGACAGUGCAGCUAAUGACCCUCUAUCCAUGACACACCCCUACAUAUCUAAGGACAAUCACCAAGACCCACCUCAACACAGCUUUCAAAAUGACCCCCAAAAUAAUCAUCAACAUAGCUCUUGUAUGGAUAUUGUUAAUAACACUGGACAUGAACUUCGACAUGGCCUCUUGACCGAUGCCCCAAAUGACCUCCAGAAUGAACUUCAACACAGCUCCCAAAAUGACCUUCAAUAUGACCCCCACUUAGGCUCCCAACAUCCCCACUGUGGUGUUAAUGCUAGCUGUGCAAAGCUGCAGAAUGUUUCUGUGAAGUGCUCUGUAACCCUGGCAACCAGUGACCAUUCCGGUGAAUGUAAGGUCGAAGAGAUUUCCAGCAUUACAGCCUGCAACAACAAUCAUAACAACACCAACACCAUCAGCACUAACAGCAGUUGCAACAACAACAACAACAACAGCAGCAGCAGCAACAGUAACAAACAGUUAGUCCACAACAUCGUGUGUACCACCAAAGUGAACAACUGCACGGACAGCCCUGGAGACCGAUCUCAGUUUAUGGUGACCAUGCCGUCAACAUCAACACCGUCCUCAUCCAUGCAGCACCACCUUGAUGACAGCAACAACAGCAGUGUCUGCCAUUGCUCCUCUACUCCUCUUGCCUGCAGCUCCAGUCACUCGUCGUCCAACAUACUCACUGAAGAUCUCUCUGACAUCACUGUUUCUCCAACAGGCAGCAAUGGACCAUCUGUCUCUUUCAAAACAGAGAUAGCAACACCGAAAGGUUCACCCUGUGGAACCGAGGACCAAAGCAAGCCUGAUUCCUACCAGUAUUGCUGCAAAGAAGAGGUGGAGCGGGAGGAAGCAGUAGCUUUAGCCAAGGCUCUAGAGGCAUCAGCAAAACAAGAGCCUUGUCCUUUGGUGCCUGGAUUGACUCCAUCAGAUCGGGAAGAAGUAAUCACAGUUCGGAUCCAACCAGAGAGUCAAUCAGAUAUGCACCCAUUGGCAAGUCCAUUCAACCACAGUAGCAUGCUUUCUAUGCCAAACAGCAGCAGCAGCAACAACAACAGCAGCAGCAACAACAACAACAACAGCAACAACAACAACAGCCCUCUGUACUUAGAGAAUGUACAUUGGGUACGAAGUAACUUGUUAGGGACAGGAGCAUUCAGCAGUUGUUACCAAGCAAGGGAUGUGAAGACUGGGACCUUAAUGGCUGUCAAACAGAUUUCCUUCUGUCGGAACACGGAAGAAGAGCAGGAGAAGGUGAUCCAAGAUGUCACGGAGGAGAUUCACAUGAUAGCUGCACUGAAUCAUCCCAAUGUUGUACGGAUCAUGGGUGCCACACGGCAAGGCUGCCACUUCAAUAUGUUUGUUGAAUGGAUGCCAGGUGGCUCUGUUUCCAACCUAUUGGCAAAGUAUGGCAGCUUUUCUGAGACUGUGGUCAUUAGCUACACACACCAAGUACUUCGUGGCUUGACAUAUCUUCACGAAAACCAAGUUCUACAUCGUGAUCUUAAAGGUGCUAACCUCUUAGUGGACAGUACUGGACAGAGGGUCCGAAUUGGUGAUUUUGGUGCUGCUGCUCGUUUGGCCUCACAGACUACUCAGGCUGGUGAAUUUCAGGGACAAUUACUAGGGACAAUAGCCUUUAUGGCGCCAGAGGUACUCCGAGGGGAGAGCUAUGGACGAGGUUGUGAUGUGUGGAGUGUUGGCUGUGUAAUGAUUGAAAUGGCCACAACAAAACCACCAUGGAAUGCUAAUGACAUAUCAAACCAUUUGGCUUUAAUUUUUCGAAUAGCUUCAUCGGUGCAGCCUCCACCAAUACCACAGAAGAUGUCCCCCGGUGUACGUGACAUUAUGCUUCGUUGUUUGGAAGUAAAGUCCGAAGACAGACCGCCAGCUAAGGAGCUACUCACACACCCUGUUUUUAUGCAACAUUUGAAUCGGUGACAGAAUGCAAUUUGCAUUCAUUCAAAGGUGUCACACCACCACUACAGCUUGCAUGCAGAAAUUGAUGUGCAUAUUUUAUGCAACAAGUAUAUAUGCAGUGGUGUGACAGUAGAAAUAAUUAACGAACAAAAAUAUUAUAUUUAAAAAAAAAAUACACAACAAAAACGAAAAACAGAAAC
This is a messenger RNA of Octopus sinensis (East Asian common octopus), 4906 nucleotides long. RefSeq names its product mitogen-activated protein kinase kinase kinase 1-like. Bases 273 to 4727 code for a protein of 1484 amino acids. Gene Ontology annotation, molecular function: ATP binding; zinc ion binding; protein kinase activity. The record is from RefSeq and is a predicted model, not a curated record. Lineage: Eukaryota; Metazoa; Mollusca; Cephalopoda; Octopoda; Octopodidae. The transcript is spliced from 20 exons. Gene Ontology annotation, biological process: protein phosphorylation.